AUGGUACCCGCCGUUGUCAGCCUGCCCGUGUGCCUCCUGGCCGUCGGGUCCAUGGCCUCGGGCGCUCUGGCCGGAGAGGGUGCUGCCGGUGGAAGCCGCCGCUUCCUCGCGAGGGCCCAGGCCGAAGGCCAGGAGUGCGGCAGCAGCGGCUCGGAUGGCCACUUCUACGGUGACUGCUCCGUCGGGCUCGAGUGUGUACCCCCGGCGAAUGGCGCCGCGCCGGGCAGCCCCAGCGUCUGCCACAAGGUGUGCGGAAGCUUCGGCGCCGGCGGGGACCAUGUCAACGGCACCUGCAGCGCGGGCCAGACUUGCUUGGGCAAGGCCGCGACGCCGUGCAGGGAGGGGGCUGGCGGAUGCUACAUGUACUGCGACAGCGCCGGCGGCCGUCCUGCGCAGGGCGAAGGGCAGGAGUGUGGCAGCAGCUCCUCGGGGGACUUCUACGGCGGCUGCUCUUCCGGGCUCGCGUGCGUGGCUCCCGCUGCGGGGUCGUCGUCGGGCACGCCGAGCACCUGCCGGCGGGCGGGGCAGCAGGAGGAGCCUCUGCUGGCCAGCGCCGCGCAGCCGACCGCCUGGUUCGUGACGCGUCAGCAGUGCGGGGGCGGCGGCCCCCAGAGGACGCUCUGGGCGGGACAGUGCCAGCCGGCGAAGUGGGGCAGUGGCCUCUCGGUGAUCUACACGUGCGGCGGCGACGUGCGCAACUCGGACGCCAACCUCACCCAGGUGGUGUACGGCAACGCUGUCUGCGGGGGCGAUCCCCUGCGGACCAAGACAGUGAGGCCGGGCGAGUGCACGGGCUUCCCGGACAUGGACGGGGAGGCCAGCUGGUUCUGCAAGUGCGGGUUCCAGCCGAGCGGCGGCCGGCCCCUGAACAACUACCAGUCGUGCUGA
Molecule: messenger RNA, 888 nt
Organism: Prorocentrum cordatum
Lineage: Eukaryota; Dinophyceae; Prorocentrales; Prorocentraceae
Source: the annotation of a GenBank genome assembly